Messenger RNA from Botrytis fragariae, 1905 nucleotides. RefSeq names its product putative f-box domain-containing protein. The transcript has 4 exons. Gene Ontology annotation, molecular function: protein binding. Gene Ontology annotation, biological process: protein polyubiquitination. The coding region runs from base 1 to 1905 and encodes 634 amino acids. The record is from RefSeq and is a predicted model, not a curated record. Lineage: Eukaryota; Fungi; Ascomycota; Leotiomycetes; Helotiales; Sclerotiniaceae.
AUGGAUGACCUCCCUUCAGAGAUAGUUCUGAAUAUCACUUCAUAUCUAGAACCUUCAGACAUUGUCAAAUUGCAAUUUGUUUCCAAACGAUACCUGGAAUUAGGUCGCGAUGAUACACUUUGGCGAGAUCAGUGUUUUACCCAUUCUUCCUUUCUCGAAAGGCUUCGCAGACGUCAAGAAUUAAUAUCCACAGAACCAGAGGACGAUUCAGGUAUGCGCGAUUUAGCCAUAGCUCUUGCUACAAAUAAUGGAACAGGCGAUUCGAGACUACAUAAACCUCGGCAUGAAGCUCGCGAUCUCAAAGCUCAAUCCAAUGAGCGGGUUAGGAUAUUGGCGAAUUGGGAUCCGAGUUAUCCGACUGAGAAGGUUAAAUGGUAUGAUGAGUACAUAGCGAGAAAUGCGCCAAUUUCAACAAGUUGGGUGCAACAGCCUCGACAUCGCGAAAGUGCUAGUCAUGAACAUUUGGAGGUACGAGGAAUGGCGUUGUAUACACCCAUGGGAGAAACUAAAACCACGAUGGUGGUUGCACCUCUUGAUGAUGGUUCCAUUUGUAUCUGGGAUAUCAGUACUGAUGCCCCCAAAAAGGGUAGCAUUAUUGCAAGAAGCAAGUCAGGAAUUUUGUCCGUGGAUGGGCAAAAAGAUCUUAAGUCAAGAUCAAAGAUGAUAAGUACAGGUGUCACAGAAUGCAUUAGUGUUGACAGUACUUUAAAGAGAGCCUAUGUUGCUGUUCAAAGUGGUCUUGUCGAAGUUGAUCUUGAGACCUUACAGACAGUAAAUCAUGAAAGAUAUCCAUUUUCUAUCACUGCUCUUUCCGAGGCAAAACAUCCAACACCUCUCACUGUGGGAACCAAUCUCUCUCUCUACCUUCAUGAUUCUCGUCAAAGAACAAAUGUUGGAUCGCCCAGCCAGGCUGAGCGUCUUGAUUUUUUUAGGGGCACAUCUGGCUCUGCUAGCAAUCAUUUUAGUUUCAAAAGCUUGCUAGAUCCAGAACCAAGCGCCGAGUACGCCCAUCUGUACCAACCGGGCCCGCUCAGUAUUGUUCAUCUACCCAGUGCAGGAAGUGAAUGGAAUGGUAAUGGAGAUAUAUACGUUGCUGGUCGAUUUCCUAGCAUUCUCAAUUAUGAUCGUAGAAAUUUUCCUAAGCUGCGCGGGACGAUUCAUUCUGGCGCACGCUUAUCUCAGAUUGCUAGUCUUCCAUAUCCUUUUGCUUCAAUGGAGAAAGACCUCGCCCGUCGGGGUGAAUUGUCUGUCGAGCAAGUAUGGCAAGCAAAGACUAGACCAGGGAAAACGUUGAUUGCUUGCGGUGAGUACAACAGUAAAGGCUCUUUGGAGAUGUACGGUCUAUCACCUGACCCAAAUCUCUCCAAUAUAUCUUCCCAAUUUUCUGCCGGGCGUCUGCAAGAUUCUACCAUGAAGAAUCGUCAAACAUCAUCCAGCUCAAAACUCUUAUCUGUUGCCAAUCAUGGUACCCGCAUUGUUGUUUCCGACGGUGGGGGCAAUCUGAAAUGGUUUGAGAGGGAUGGAUUUACCGAGUCACGAAGAUGGAACAUUGCUCACGGUUCUGUUGAAGCCCCGAGGGGCAUAUUUGGCACAUUGGGCGAUUCUUACAUGGAUUCUGGAUCUGGAGACAUUGCGCUCAAGAUUUUGACAACUGACUCUGGGCUCCAUGAUCAAUCGGUCAACGAAAAUGAUCUUGUUUUGUGGACGGGAGACAAAAUAGGGCUAUUGAAUUUCUCUAACAAACCUGGGUUCACGGCCGACUCCUUUGAAGAAAUCCCCAAGACUGCUGAGGAGGCUCUGCGGGAAAAGGAAGAACAUACCCAUUCAGAAACUAUGAGAAGAGCAUUAGAGAUGCAAGCGAACGAGGUCAGGUACGUGAGAGGUUUAGGAAUGGGAUUUGUGUAG